This is a messenger RNA of Nothobranchius furzeri (turquoise killifish), 3290 nucleotides long. RefSeq names its product unc-119 lipid binding chaperone a2 (gene unc119a2). Gene Ontology annotation, biological process: nervous system development; visual perception; negative regulation of caveolin-mediated endocytosis. The record is from RefSeq and is a predicted model, not a curated record. Gene Ontology annotation, cellular component: spindle pole; spindle midzone; centrosome. Gene Ontology annotation, molecular function: lipid binding. NCBI's taxonomy places the organism in Eukaryota, Metazoa, Chordata, Actinopteri, Cyprinodontiformes, Nothobranchiidae.
UAUGAUUUUACAUACCUGACAUAUUAUUCAUGCAGUGAAAAUAUUUAGGGGUGCGAUGCACACGGGCUUAUGUUUAUUGUUGUGCGCACCGCUUUAUUUUGCGCAGACUGCGCGCUGAACAGCGGCUUUCUGCGCGGCUGAGCUGCAUGACCCUCCUCCUCCUUCUCCUCCUCCUUAACGGCCACAACCAUCUGCCGCCUCUUUUGCAAUUUCAAACCCAGCAGAUUAUUUCCCUCAGACGUCUAGUGACGCUUGACAACCCAAAAAAAAUCGCCUCAAGAGCAGCUGCGCUGCAAGGCGGCCUCUCCGCACACACGGGACCUCAGCGCGGUUUACCGGAGCCGUUGAACGCAGAGACGCACUUUCGGGUCCUAAAGACGAAGCGGAUUUGAAUUAAGCACCGGAUCACAGCAACCCCGCAUAUUCUGGCUAAGGGGAGGGAGAGGAGGCAACUGUUUGGUAUCUCUUGGAAGCCCUGAGUGAGGUGAAGGGGGAGGAGGAGCGGAGAAUGAGCUAUUCUUGUACCAGCAGAGGCAACAGCCAGGACCCGUCAAGCGCAAAGCAGUCCGUCGGUACUAAUCCUGCCCAAACCGGCGACAGUGGCACUGACAGCACCGGGAACGGAAGUCCGAAGCAGACGGAGGCGAUGAAAGUGAAGAAAGGCUGCAACUCGAGCGAGGUGGUGGGAGUCCCGGUGACCACGGAGGAAGAGCUGCUGACGAGGACGGCGAUCAGUCCGGAGGAUGUUCUGGGUCUGCAGAAGAUCACAGAGAAUUAUCUUUGCAGCCCAGAUGAGAACAUUUACAGCAUCGACUUCACACGGUUCAAGAUCAGAGACAUGGAGACGGCAACAGUGCUGUUUGAAAUCACUAAACCUCCGUCCACAGAUAAAACAGGGGAGAAGCGUGACAUCGACCCAAAUGCCGGGCGUUUUGUUCGUUACCAGUUCACUCCUGCUUUCCUUCGACUGCGACAAGUUGGAGCCACCGUUGAGUUCACAGUCGGAGACAUGCCGAUAGAGAACUUCAGGAUGAUCGAGAGACAUUACUUCAGAGAGAAGUUGCUCAAAAGUUUUGACUUUGAGUUUGGCUUCUGCAUGCCCAGCAGCAAGAACACGUGUGAACACAUCUACGAAUUCCCGCCUCUGUCAGAAGACACUAUCAGAGAGAUGGUCCUUCACCCGUACGAGACACAGUCGGACAGCUUCUACUUUGUGGACAAUAAGCUGGUGAUGCACAACAAGGCAGACUACUCCUACAAUGGUGGAACAUAGAUACGCCAAGGCAAGAGAGAGAGAGAGAGAGUGAGAGGUGAACUUAAGGACCAACCACAGAGACGAUCAGAGAACAAUGAUAGAGUUUUUCUUUUAUCUUUCCAUCUUCUGCUGUUAGAACAAAUCCAGGAAAAGAUUGCCUCUGUGAUAAUCUGUGAUUAUGUUUGUGACCACACAAACGUUUAAAAACAAAAGUAACAAUCACACACACACACACACACACACACACACACACACACACACACACACACACACACACACAUUUCUGACAUUUUAAACCAGCAUCGUCUUGAAGAAAUGGCUGAUGGUUUUUGCUGUUUUGCCAUGUCAUCAAGUGAAAGCAGGAAAAUAAUCUAUUAAUAAGAGAAGUUAUUUUUUUCAUUCCUGUUUAUUGUGUAAAAAUGUGUUUUUAGAACUUUAGUAAAAAUUUUAGGGAAAUUAUCUCCCAGAUUCAAUGAGUGCUUUUGAUCUGUGUGUGUGUGUGUAUUUUUAAUUAAUUUAUUUUUUGUCCUUUGUAUGAUUCUCUGUGUGUCCGUCACUUUGAAGCAUGAUUCUUGCUCUGGUUAGAAAUAAAGAGUAUGAUUUAAAUGUCAGUAAAGUUAUAAUCUGGUUUGUAAAGGUCAAGUAAAUCAAAUUUUUUACAGUUAAUCAUUCUUAAUUUACCAGUUCUUAGUUGUUCAUUUGUUACUGGUUUGAUUGUCGGAUUGCGUGUUAACAGUAGCAGCUGUGUGUUUAACAAAUCUGCUCAAAGCACAAGAUUUUUUACAACAAUAGGGAAAUGUAUAAAGUUCAUCUGGUCUAAAAAGACCUUAAACCUCUGUUUCCAUCCUUUUGAUACACUCUAAAAAUAAAAUGUUGAAUUUGCUUAAUUUAGUUGUGUCAACUGGUUCCACUAAACCAGUAUAUUUCAAUUAGUGGGACAAGGGGUUGUCAUGCAGGACAUGAGAUGCAGGAGAAUGUAUUAUUUUAACAUAUUUUUUCAUACUUGAAUGCACAACCACCCCCAGUCACUAGGUGGCAGCAGCGUUCAGAUCUUUCAACAGGCUGCCUGUUAAACACAGCAGAAGAAGACGCAUAUAAACACAGACACAGGAGCACAAAGGUGAUAGAGGAAACAGCCAAAGUACUGGCUGUUGGUAGAAAAAGAUGAUCAAUAUGAGCAGUAAAGCGAAAUAAACAUUUACCUUUAAAAUAACAACUCAUAACAAUAUAUAUUACUCUUGACAAUUAGGCCACUAUUUUUAGUGGAACCAGCUGAUAUAAUUUAAAGUCAACAUUUCAUUUCUUUGAGUGCACUUUGUUCCAGAAAGGUUUAUCUUCUGGAUCCAAGUUGAAGUUUGCUCCAGGGAAAAUUCACCUCAACAUUGGAAAAGGAAAACUUGAAUUAUUUGUUUCUCCGGUCAGAAAUAUUGGUCACGAUGGAGAAUGUAGCACCUCCUGUUGUGUUUCUGUCACCUGAUUUCUGCCUCUCAUGUGAUUUUAUUUGCAUUUCAGUGAUUCAGACCCGUUGUUUGAAGGAGGUAUUUUUUCUUUUUGAAAAGUCUCAGGUUGCCUCGAAAACUCGCACAUUUUGGUGAAACUGUCAGAUUUAAACAAAUCUGAAAAAUCAUUAGCAAUUUUUGUUAUAUUUCUAAUUAUUUCAGGUCAGAUUUCACUGGAAAAUCUGUUAAGUUUGCAGCUUUAUUUUACAUUCAUAUCAUCAAAAUGUGAAUUAUAUCCAACAGCAAAAAGAAAAAGAAAAUAACUGGUUUGUGGCGAGCGCUUGGAAGAAAUGUACUGUUUGUGUUGACCGUGAUGCAGAUUUCACUUUUUUUUGUUUACACAUGUUGCACAAAAUAAAUGUGGUAAAAGUUGUUCAAAGGGAACUCAGACUGUACACUAUAAGAACAAACAUGAAUGUUUUGCUGUAAAAUAUUGCAGAAAAAUAGGAAAGGUUUAUAAAUGACUGUGAAUUGUACAAAUUAUUUUGUUUUGAAAUGAUGGGACUGAAGGAAAAAUAAAGGUUUCUUGCAUUUUU